Rotaria sordida is the source of this 1656-nucleotide messenger RNA. Lineage: Eukaryota; Metazoa; Rotifera; Eurotatoria; Philodinida; Philodinidae. The record is from the annotation of a GenBank genome assembly.
AUGAAAUUAAAUGCCGAUAUGGAAAAACAGCUCGCUGCUCAAGAAGAAGCUAAUAAACGACAACAACAAGCAACUUUCGAACAAAUGGUUGCAAUGUUAUUAGCAGUCGCACAAUCAAAAGCGAAUGAAACAGUUACAAGCGAUGAAAAAUUCGAAAUUCAGAUUGAAAACACCACAUACGAAAUCAUUCAAUUUAUUAGUCGAGGUGGUUUCGGUAAAAUUUAUAAGGCAAAAGUUAGAAAUACAGGUCGUACAGUUGCUAUUAAAAUUUUAGAAAAUACACCUGACAUACAAGAAGAAAUAAAAAAUGAAAUCAGUUUUUUACGUUUAAUAAAACGUAUUCCUAUUGAUAAUCAUCCAGUUAUUGAAUAUCGCGGUAGUAAAUUAACCGAGAAAAAUAUUUUUAUUGCGAUGGAAUUCGCUAUUUGUGAUCUGUAUACAUUUUGGAAAAAUAAAACAUUUCACGAAACAACUGAACAAAUAACAAUUUUUGGUAUGGUUAUCAUUGUUUAUGUAUUGCGUGCAUUAGCAUUUCUCGAAAAAUUGAAUAUUAUUCAUGGUGACAUAAAGCCACAAAAUAUUGUUCUUGUUCCAACUAAACAAUAUUUUUGUAUUAAAUUAAUUGAUUUUGGUGCAGCUGAAAAAAUGUAUACUCAACGUGCACAAUUGACAGUCGAUGUAGACAAAGUUCAUACUAUAUUUUUUGCAUCACCAGAAUUUUUACGAUAUGAUUUUAAAAAUCGUAUAUCAAGACAACUCCAUAAAACGUCUGAUGUAUGGGCAGCUGGUGUUAUGUUUUAUCUUUUAUUUUGUGGUGAAUUUCCAUGGAAUGAUGAAAAUACAUAUAGACAUUUUUGUAAUGAUCAACAUGCAGAAGAUGUUGUUGUCCCAGCGGGUGGUGGUUAUAGAAUGAUCAUUGAACUUUUACUUAGGAAAAAUCCAGAUGAACGUUCAAGUGCUAAAGCAACUCUUAUUCAAUUAAAAACACAUCCAGUAUUCGGAAAGAUUGUUGAAUCACUGCAUAAAAGCUUUUGUCCCGUUGAUGAUGUAUGUCAUAUGGAGGUACCUGACGAUGUUCGACAAGAGUUAGUUAAACUUGCACGACCUGGCCAUUAUACCGGUGGAUCUGUUUCACCAUCCGGCAGACCAUCAGCUGAAAAACGUCGUACAUGUCGAUAUGGUCAAAAAUGUUACAAGAAAGAUGCUGAUCAUCGCGAGAAAUUUACACAUCCAGGUGAUGCGGAUUAUCACGUAUCAGAAGUCUCUGAUAAUGGAUUUUGUGAAAAUCGAAAAUGUCGCUAUGGUGUAUAUUGUUAUCGCAACGAUCAAGAUCAUCGUUCAAAAUAUUCGCAUCCAGUCAAUGCCGAGCAUGGCCAUAUGAAGAAACAACAAUACGCCUACGAGACAGACUACUAUAGACAACAGAAUUCUACUCAACUGGAUGAAAACAUUACGAUUAAACCUUCUAUCAUCAGUUCGAUACAAUCAAUGGUGACCCUAAUGGAAGAGUUUUCAAGCAAAGGUCGACCAAAAUCUGUUCAGCCAAACCAUCUGCAAUCAUUAUAUCUGCAAAACUCCAAUCUGUACACUUCUAAUUCUCAAGGUGCUUCUUCUAAUGAUCAUCAUUCCUCAUCAUAUCAACAUUCACAUAUGUAG